This is a messenger RNA of Caenorhabditis remanei, 1863 nucleotides long. RefSeq lists its product as uncharacterized. Gene Ontology annotation, cellular component: Golgi apparatus. The coding region runs from base 1 to 1863 and encodes 620 amino acids. The record is from RefSeq and is a predicted model, not a curated record. The transcript has 7 exons. Lineage: Eukaryota; Metazoa; Nematoda; Chromadorea; Rhabditida; Rhabditidae.
AUGGGUUUAAGCCGAUACUUAAGCCGGCGGCAUCACUGGGUAAUACAAUACUGCGGGCUACUUCUAUUUCUCUAUUUCAUUUAUUCCUACGUGGCAACAUCAAAUGACGCGCCAGUUUUAAAUGAUGAGGUUCCGGUUUUUCAGAAUCCAGCAAAUAAUCGGCCGAAUCCCCCAGCAGCACUCGGAGACGAAGCUUUAGAUCCUUUUGAAAAAUAUCGUGGCCAUGAGAAGAUUAAAUGGGAAGACGAGGUCACGUAUGAGCGAGAAAAGGCCAGAGAAGGACCAGGAGAAUGGGGAAAACCGGUGAAAGUUCCAGACGAUAAAGAGACCGAAAAGGAGGCGCUCUCUCUGUACAAAGCGAACGGCUACAAUGCAUACGUUUCCGAUAUGAUCUCGUUGAAUCGAUCGAUCAAAGAUAUUCGACACAAAGAUUGCAAAAAGAUGAUGUACUCGGCGAAAUUGCCGACGGUUUCGGUCAUUUUUCCUUUCCACGAAGAGCACAACUCCACACUCCUCCGUUCCGUCUAUUCCGUCAUCAAUCGGUCACCUCCAGAACUUCUGAAAGAGAUCAUUCUGGUGGAUGAUUUCAGUGAGAAACCAGCGCUCCGUCAGCCACUCGAAGAUUUUUUGAAGAAGAAUAAAAUUGAUCAUAUUGUGAAGGUUUUGAGGACAAAAAAGCGAGAGGGUCUCAUUCGUGGUCGCCAACUUGGUGCUCAGGAAGCUACCGGCGAGAUUUUGAUCUUCCUCGAUGCUCAUUCAGAAUGCAAUUAUAACUGGUUGCCACCACUUCUCGAUCCAAUUGCAGAGGACUAUCGUACUGUUGUCUGCCCAUUUGUUGAUGUGAUCGAUUGUGAAACUUACGAGAUUCGCCCUCAGGAUGAGGGAGCACGUGGCUCAUUUGAUUGGGCUUUCAACUAUAAAAGGCUUCCACUGACGAAAAAAGACCGCGAGAAUCCAACGACUCCAUUCAAUUCCCCGGUGAUGGCUGGUGGUUACUUUGCAAUCUCUGCGAAAUGGUUCUGGGAACUCGGUGGUUAUGAUGAGGGACUCGAUAUCUGGGGUGGAGAGCAAUACGAAUUGAGUUUUAAAGUUUGGCAGUGUCACGGACGAAUGGUCGAUGCUCCGUGCUCUCGUGUUGCUCAUAUCUACCGUUGCAAGUACGCUCCAUUCAAGAAUGCAGGAAUGGGUGAUUUUGUGUCGAGAAACUAUAAAAGAGUGGCGGAAGUGUGGAUGGAUGAGUACAAGGAGACACUUUAUAAGCAUCGCCCGGGAGUUGGCUCCGCAGAUGCAGGAGAUUUGAAAUUGAUGAAAGGAGUUCGCGAGAAACUUCAAUGCAAAUCAUUCGAUUGGUUUAUGAAGGAAAUUGCGUUUGAUCAAGAUAAAUACUACCCUGCCGUCGAGCCAAAAGCAUCGGCACAAGGAGAAAUUCGACACGGUGCAUCGAAUCUUUGUAUUGAUACUCAGUUUAAGGAGCAAAAUCAGAGAUUUGGGUUGAGAAAGUGUACGUCGGAUGAUAAGGACGGUGGAGGCGAGCAGGAUUUGAGGUUGACGAGAUGGCAUGAUGUGAGACCGAAGGGAAGAAAGAUCUGUUUUGAUGUGUCGACGAGUGUGGAUAAGGCGCCGAUUAUUCUUUUUGAUUGCCACUCCAUGAAAGGAAACCAACUAUUCAAGUAUCGUGUCUCCCAGAAACAAAUCUACCAUCCAGUAUCCGGACAAUGUCUUUCAGCAGAUGAAAACGGAAAAGGAUUCCUCUACAUGAAAAAAUGUGAUAGCACGUCGGAUCUCCAGAAAUGGACGUGGCAAACGAUCGAUAAUGAUCUACUCGAAUCUCGGCAGAAUAAUGAGGCGAAGGAGUUGGAAUAG